Molecule: messenger RNA, 704 nt
Organism: Nezara viridula (southern green stink bug)
Lineage: Eukaryota; Metazoa; Arthropoda; Insecta; Hemiptera; Pentatomidae
Source: the annotation of a GenBank genome assembly
AUCGACUCUUGAUGUUUUUUAUUAAUUUUUUUAUUUUACACUUAUAAAACAAAGAAAAUGUGAUUUCUAAUAUAUUUCAUUAAAAUUUUAAUGUUAAUUCAUUUUACAUUGUAUUCAACACAUGUUUCCAUUCGAAGUUUUUUUCAUGGGAAAAAUUUUGUGGUGUUUUCAUGUUCACGAUUAUCCCAUUUGGACAUUUUAAGGGAUUUUAUGUGCGGGCUGUUUGACAUGAUGCAAGACGUAUUCAUGGACAUAACGAACAGAAGUAGGAAGAAGGUGAAGAGCUCCAAAUCGUCGAAAGCUGGACUAUCGUUUCCCGUGGGUCGUAUCCAUCGCUACCUGAGGAAGGGGAAAUACGCCAAUAGAAUAAGUCCUUCUGCCUCCGUCUACAUGACGGCCGUCAUGGAGUAUCUGGUCUACGAGCUCUUCUCGCUUGCUGGUAGUGAGGCGAGGAUCGCCAAGAAGUCGAGGAUCAUCCCCAGACAUCUUCUUCUGGCCAUAGUCAAGGACGAGGAGAUGAAGAAGCUUUUGACCAAGACUGUGCUUAGUCAGGGUGGGGUCGAUACGUCCAUCCAGAACGCUCUUAAUCUGUCUGUUAAAUAGGAUUCGGUUCGUUGAACAUAUACAGGGUUACAGUUAUAAGUUCCUUAGUACCCAGUCAAUGUGAACAACUAUUAGGAACAAUAAAAACCUUUAUUGCUCAA